AUGAAUAUUGCUAUUAAUGAAGUAUGGGUAGAUGGAUGUUUUGAUAUGAUGCAUUAUGGGCAUGCAAAUGCUUUGCGUCAGGCAAAAGCAAUGGGAGAUUAUUUGGUGGUUGGAGUUCAUUCUGAUAUGGAAAUUGAAGCACAUAAAGGACCAACUGUCAUGAAAGAAGAAGAAAGAUAUGCAGCAGUAGAAGCAUGUAAAUGGGUUGAUCUUGUAGUUCCAAAUGCACCAUAUUUCACAAGUUUAGAAAUGUUAGACCAGUUUAAUUGUGAUUUUUGUGUGCACGGAGAUGACAUCACCACGCUUGCAGAUGGAACAGAUUGUUAUAAAGAAGUGAAAGAGGCAGGUAGGUAUAGAGAGUGUAAACGAACACAAGGUGUCUCUACAACAGAAUUAGUAGGUCGUAUGUUGUUGAUGACCCGAGAUCAUCAUAAACGACAAUCAACAAGCAUUGCAUCAGUCAAUAACGAGGAUUUGAAUACAUUUAUUACUGACCCAUCUCAUAAUAAAAAAAUGGAAACAAGAAUCUCUCAUUUUUUACCAACAUCUAGAAGGAUUGUACAAUUUUCGGAAGGAAGGGAGCCAAAUGUUGGCGAUAAAGUUGUUUAUGUCGAUGAACAUAUUGUUAGACCAAUAACUGCUGGAGAAUUAAAAAGUAUUACUAAGAAAAUUAUCGUCAAUAACGACCUUGACUACUCUACUUCUCUAGUGACAGAUGAAGUAGAUUCAAUGGGCUUAAAUCUAGAGAGAGGAGCUCAUUCAAAAACCACCCCAAGGCCUUGA
Messenger RNA from Entrophospora sp. SA101, 783 nucleotides. The record is from the annotation of a GenBank genome assembly. Lineage: Eukaryota; Fungi; Glomeromycota; Glomeromycetes; Entrophosporales; Entrophosporaceae.